This is a messenger RNA of Diuraphis noxia (Russian wheat aphid), 1610 nucleotides long. It is a transcript of the gene Pex12, whose product is annotated as peroxisomal biogenesis factor 12. Gene Ontology annotation, cellular component: peroxisomal importomer complex; peroxisomal membrane. Gene Ontology annotation, biological process: protein import into peroxisome matrix; protein monoubiquitination. Lineage: Eukaryota; Metazoa; Arthropoda; Insecta; Hemiptera; Aphididae. The record is from RefSeq and is a predicted model, not a curated record. Gene Ontology annotation, molecular function: protein binding; zinc ion binding; ubiquitin-protein transferase activity.
UCGGUAUAGGUCGAUGGGCAACCUGUAUAUCUUAAAUCGUGCUAGGCACUAUGCAUAUUAUUAUUUAUUAUAAUUAAUAAUGCGAAUUGUGAUAAACAGUAAAGUGAUUUUCAAAAUGUAAUAACAUUUUAUGCCAUAAUUGUAAUAUUAUUUUAUUUAAGUAAAUUAAUUUUUAAAUAAUACGAUUCCUGUUCGGUGAUUCAAGUCAACAAAUGUUGGUCAGCAUCUAUAAUAAUUGAAAAAAGAUUUAUAGAUUUAAACCUUAACUGUUAUCUAUUAGUAAAUUGUUAAAUUGAUUAUUAAACAUUUAAAAAUAAUACUUCAAUUUCUAUAUAGGCUUCUGAUAUUAAUUGGAUUCGUAAUGGCUGAGAAAGCAGCUCAUCAUACAAAAACUAUUAUAAAUCGUCCAUCAAUUUUUGAAGUGAUUGCACAAGAAAAUCUUUCAUCAAUAAUUUAUCCAGCAUUAAAAAAAUGUUUUAUUUAUAUUACUCAUAAAAAUCCUGGACAAUUGGAAUUCCUAAAUAAAUAUUUUGAUGAAGUAUUUCUAGCACUUAAUACUGUAUGUCAGUAUCAAUAUUUGAAGAAAUAUGGAGGAACAUUUUCUGAACAUUUUUAUGAUUUAACCAGAGUUUCUAGUAUAACCAAUUCUAAACCUGACAAUUAUCAGUUUUAUUUGAGCUUAGCUUUAGUGGUUUGUAUACCUUAUCUACGAAACAAAUGUGAUAUGUAUAUCGAUCAAUUACAAAUGAAGUAUAAACUGCAACUGAAACAUAAAGUAUUUAUAACAUUAAAUAAAAUUGUUCAUACAUGUUGGGAAACAUUACGUUUAAUAUACUAUAUAAAAUAUAUCAAUGGAUCCAGUCAAUCACACUCUCCUUUAUUAACUAUUGUUGGAGUGGUAUUAACUUAUAACAAUAUUGAAUCUUCAAAUAAUGAGUCACUUUCUCAACUAAGUAUUAAGGAAUCUAUUAAAAAUUAUUUAUUGUAUGGAUUAUCUCACUCCUUGGAGUUAGGUGCCUUUUUUAUUCAGUUUUUAAAUUGGUGGCACUCUGAAAAUUUACAAUCAAAAUUUAUUGCCUACCCAAUACCUAAUCCUCCUAAGGAAAAUGAUACAUAUAAAUCAGUCAGAAACACUAAUAAGUGUCCUAUAUGUGAAAAUGAAAGAAAAAUGCCAACCGCGCUUACUGUAUCAGGGUUUGUAUACUGUUACAAGUGCUUACAUAAACAUCUUGUGGGAGUAUAUUCUAGAUGUCCAGUUACUAAAUUACCAGCAUCAAUGCAGGAUAUGAUCAGAAUUUACACAGAUAAUUAAUCAUUGUAUAAUAAUUAUAUGCAAAUGGUAAUUGGUAUAUUUUCACUAAAAUUUGAUUGUUAAAUAAACUUAUAUAUGAAUGUUAUGAUAUUUUUAAUUAUAAUAGUAUAAUAUAGCAUAGGUGUCUAUGUAUUAGAUAUAUUUCAUACCAAAUUAUUCAAACUAGGACUAACUUAACUAACCUAGAAUCAGUCGGUUUUGAGUUGUAAUAUUACACAAAUUACUGUAACCAAAUAAGUUUUGCAGUAAUUUCCCUAUAUUUUAUUUAAAUUAAUGCAAUAUGUUACCUUUUUCGUUA